Messenger RNA from Pararge aegeria (speckled wood butterfly), 426 nucleotides. Its product is annotated as U6 snRNA-associated Sm-like protein LSm5. Lineage: Eukaryota; Metazoa; Arthropoda; Insecta; Lepidoptera; Nymphalidae. The record is from RefSeq and is a predicted model, not a curated record. Gene Ontology annotation, cellular component: Lsm1-7-Pat1 complex; U6 snRNP; U4/U6 x U5 tri-snRNP complex. Gene Ontology annotation, biological process: mRNA splicing, via spliceosome. The coding region runs from base 104 to 391 and encodes 95 amino acids. The transcript has a single exon. Gene Ontology annotation, molecular function: RNA binding.
CACGCAAAAACAUAGCGGUUGGCUGAAUUCUCGAUUGUUUUUUAUUAUAACAAGGAAUUAUAGAAAAGUUUUGCACUGUAUUAAAUCGAAAGAUAAAAACAAAAUGGCGCAAGCACUUCCGAAUCCAAACACAUUAUUACCGCUCGAGCUUGUAGAUAAAUGUAUUGGUUCACGUAUACACAUUAUUAUGAAGAACGACAAAGAAAUGGUAGGAACUCUCCAAGGUUUUGACGAUUUCGUCAAUAUGUUGUUGGAUGAUGUGACGGAAUAUGAAUCGACGCCUGAAGGAAGGAAAAUCACGAAGUUAGAUCAAAUAUUGUUGAACGGUAACAAUAUAGCAAUGUUGGUGCCUGGUGGUGAAAUGCCGGGAGACGCGUACGAAGGACUCUGAUAUUAUUUAGUAAAAUAAAGUAAAUUUUAAGUUGA